Cylicocyclus nassatus is the source of this 1777-nucleotide messenger RNA. Lineage: Eukaryota; Metazoa; Nematoda; Chromadorea; Rhabditida; Strongylidae. The record is from the annotation of a GenBank genome assembly.
AUGAUUCUAUGCUGUAUCACCGGGCUAUUUGGUGUGUGCCAAAAACGAAUAUUCCUGCUCAUUGCGUUGACAAUCUCUACCGUAAUCUCUAUAUGCCAAAAUGUGCUAGUUUUUCUGUGGUAUAUUGGAAUUUUCGGUGAUAUAUCACGGCCAGUAUUAUCGGCUGGACUACCGUACUCUUAUUCGUUCUUUUUGAGACAUACACCUUUUUGCGGUGCUCACUACGAUUUGCAAAAGUCAAAAUGGGUUCAACCGCAGUGUGCAAUACCGUAUAACCAAAUCGAAGCCGGACAAGCUCUGCUACAUGUGAUUCUGGCCGCAAUCACAAUGAUUCUCAGCAUCAUAGUGAUUCUGGAGCGACGACGAGAGAAGGAAAGGCCGAAGAUGCCAUUGCCAGCACAGUAUGCACAAAUCAAGCGUCAACACCGCCAACCUAUGACGUCAUCGCCCACUGAUAUCGGGAGUGGCUACAUGACUGCGUCCUAUGACGAUAUGGCGACGAUACCAUUACCUGAGAAUCAACGUAGUGUACCGUAUCCCUAUGAAAGGAAUAACAGAACCAAGAGAUCAAGGAUGCGACCAAAUUCUAUGCCCCAACCCCACUUCGAUCAAUACUCUUCGGUGAAAUCGAUUGAUAAAGACGAGAUUCAGCCACAACCUCCUACGAAGAGGUCGUCUUCUACAGCCAGUGGACGUUUCCGAAAAUCGUCUGAACAACCACGCCGUGCCAGUAUGCAUGAGGAGUUGCGCGACUAUGAUGAACGACCAAACGAGGAGGAAUUUGGUAGAUCUACGGGAGCGAUAACGUCUUUAGUGAGUUUCGAUCCGAAGAGUCAAACGCUGCUUCGUGUGAGGGAACAUCGAGAAUCAGAUGACGAAGCUGAAGGUUAUAUGCGGAUAGGAAAGGAAUACGCGCUCGAUACCGGAUUGUAUGAGCGAAUUCGCGAGCGACCAAGAGAAGUGGGUCUCAACUCUGUAGCCUCCCAGACCCUGGCCGAAACCCGAGAAAGCCAGGAAUCCGUACCAUCCUUCACUGCGCCAGUCCUCCAUAACGAGGAGACGACGCAAGCUGAAGUCAUCCAUGACGUGAGCAGUUCAGACUCGGGAUUCCCGGGUUCAACGGGUGGCUCUGAAUGGCCAGUUGCUUCUUCGCCACCACGGCCAGGACGAUGGCGAACUGAUCCUGCGCCUAGCUGGCAGAUGGCCAAGAAAAGCAUGAUCAGUUCUGUUUCACCGCCUCAGGAACAGUUAGCUGGCGAAGAUUCGCGGCAAAAGAGCAAGUUCCGGGUGGAAAUACAGCCACAGGAAAGAAGUACUGCCAUAGGUCAUUAUCAUUCCAUUAAUGAGUUUCAACUCACUGACGAACCAUCACCGCCUCCCACGCAAACAAUGCCGGUGAUUAGUGGGAAUGGUUUGCUGGUCUGACAGUUUGGGGAAGUCCCGGAAGUUGGGGAAUGGCAACAACUCAGGGGAGGGACAUUGCUAGUGUCUACCUAAAGAUUGUCUCACACUCUCACAUAAAGCUCAAGCGACUCAAACAAGGAACCCCAGUGAUUUUUUCAAAGAAAGAGAUUUGCCCAAGGCAUAGGCUUGUGGCAGUUGUCGCGAUCCGCCAUCUCUGCGAGAAAGUUUUGUUUGUCUAUGAUAUCAAUAUGCACUACCAUCUGAACUGUUUUCUUACUGAAAUUGGUUGUCCAUAACUGUCAUCAAUAACGGGUCCCGAAUAAUCUAUUCCGAUACAAUAGUAUUGAUUGAUGAAUUGCAUAAAAGUUUUAUC